CGGAAUCACCGGAACACAAAAGCUAGUGAUCAGAAAGUAGCAAAACAAACAAGCAUCCAUUUACGCUCUCCGUUCCGAAACGCUGCAUUGGCCAGUGACCGGGCCGUAUAGUGCAAUAACAGGGCCAGUGAGAAUCCACCGCGUAGCAGUCGCCGCCGCUCCACUCUCCAAUCACCAUCGUGCGAUGGGCCAGCAGGUGUCGAGUCUACCGCAGAAGAUCCUGCCGUGCGAUACGGUGGACUCGCUGCAGUUCGAAAUCAAGAAGCAGGCGCAAAUAUUCUCCGAAAUCGGAAGCCUCACCUACGAGGACUUUCAGAAGUGUCUGGCCGAUCUCAACAGUUUAUCCCGCAAAUGCCUGGACCCGAACGGUAAGCAGCUGGUGUUUGCCGUCAAGAAGGGAACGGACAGUAGCGUCCUGUGGAAGGGUACGGUGCGCAUUGCCUGCGUCAAGGUCGAUCCCACCACCAAGAAGGUCGAGUGCUACAAGCUGCUGAACCUGAAGCAAUUUCUGCAGGUAUUCCGCACCUUCCAGACCAAUCUGCACGCGAUGGUGACCGUUGAGACGCAACGGAUUCGCACCCCUAACUCCAGCCCAACGCACUCCAGCUCCACGUCGACGACCGGGCGGAAUGGCAGUUCGUCCAGCGGAACCGGUUCGUUCGAACGGCCUGACAUCAGCCCGCAGACGCCAAACGCGCUUGUAUUCCCCCAGGCGGCAACCACGACGGCAUCGAUUCUGAUGGAACAGGUCGAUGCCAUCAGUAGCGGCAGCGCCGGUUUUAGCUGUGAAGACGGUCUACGCGGUGCCCAAGAUUGUUACCUUGAGUGUAACGAGUGCUGCAUCUGCUUGGAGCGGAAGCCGGAAGUGUCACUUCCUUGUGCUCACAGCUACUGUACACCGUGCAUCGAGCAGUGGAACAUUCACCAGAAGAAGUGUCCCAUCUGUGAUGAGGAGCUGGCCAGUACCGACGAAACUUGGGUCCUCUCGGAGAUGCCCGAGGCGGAGGAGAUCAGUGAGGAAAUCUGCGUCACGCUGAUGAAACUGUCCGUCGAUGAGCGCAAGAAGUGAAUGCAAUUGAGCUCUCUAGUUUGCAGUGGGAUGGUUCAGAGAGGAAUGAUUCUUCAUUGUUUUUCAGGGAAUGAGUACCUGCAUUGAAGUGUGUGAACCGGAAAGCGUGAUGUGAUCGAUCAGUGGCACUGGCUGCCACGGCUGUUGGGCAUUGUGAUUUGUGAUGUGUAAUUUGUAGAUUUUAUUGAUUAUUUUAAGCCAUUGUUUGAUACAGUUUACUAAUUUAAGACCUUACUAGAUUGACAUAUGAAAUCAGUUGCAAAUGAUAAUUAACGGAUAAUCGAAUAUAAUGACGAUAAAUGUUAUGAGUAAUUCAUUCUAUACACCCUACAAAUAUCUUGUAAUUUCAUGUGCUAAUGCUUGAUAAUAAAGUAUCAUGAGAAUAAAA
Molecule: messenger RNA, 1457 nt
Organism: Ochlerotatus camptorhynchus
Lineage: Eukaryota; Metazoa; Arthropoda; Insecta; Diptera; Culicidae
Product: RING finger protein 141-like
Exons: 2
Coding region: 185-1069 (294 amino acids)
Biological process (GO): protein autoubiquitination
Molecular function (GO): ubiquitin-protein transferase activity
Source: RefSeq, a predicted model, not a curated record